Messenger RNA from Penicillium lagena, 1434 nucleotides. Its product is annotated as metal-dependent hydrolase family protein. The coding region runs from base 1 to 1434 and encodes 477 amino acids. The transcript has a single exon. The record is from RefSeq and is a predicted model, not a curated record. NCBI's taxonomy places the organism in Eukaryota, Fungi, Ascomycota, Eurotiomycetes, Eurotiales, Aspergillaceae. Gene Ontology annotation, molecular function: hydrolase activity, acting on carbon-nitrogen (but not peptide) bonds.
AUGAACGGUGCUAACGGCAACGCCGUCCAACACUACAAACCCACGCCAGCCGAUAUUGAGAUAAGCAACCACAAGCCCGAUGAUCCCGCCAAAAUACUGUUCAAGAAUGUGAAUAUCUUGGAUUCAACGGGAAAGGAACCAUAUCUCGGCGAUGUUCUAAUCGAGGGUGAACGCAUUGUGCAGGUUGGAAAAGUGUCGGAAGAUGUCCUCUCAUCACCAGACACUUUCAUCAUCGACGGACAGGGCAAGAAAACACUCAUGUCCGGACUAUGUGAUGCGCACACACAUCUCAGCUGGAAUAACUCCCCGACUCUUGAUGGGCUUGUCAGUCUACCUCUCGAGGAGCAUGUCUUGCACACAGCGCUUUCCGCCAAAACGUAUCUGGAUUGCGGUUAUACCAUGUGUUUUGGAGCUGCUUCAGCGCAGCCUAGACUGGAUGUAUGUAUCAAAGGCGCAAUAAAGAAGGACAUGAUUCCUGGACCUCGCACCCUGUCUAACUCCCAAGAAAUCUCAACCACCGGUGGUGCCAUUGUCCCCAGUAUCACCAAGUUCGCCGAUGGGGUGGAUGAGAUGCGACGAGUAGUUCGGGAAUUCCUAGCCCUCGGCAUUGACAACAUCAAGCUCAGCAUGACGGGCGACUACAUCCACGAAUUUAUGGGAUCUGAGGAGACAUACUUUACGAUGGAAGAGACCAAGGCGGCCGUCGAAGAAGCCCACAACCGUGGUAAGCGUGUCUGUGCACAUGCCAGAAGCAGCGAAUCAAUCAAGCUUUGUGCCAAGACUGGAGUGGACGUCAUAUAUCAUGCUUCUUUCGUCGACCAGGCAGGUCUAGAUCUCUUGGAGCAAAUCAAGGAUCGUGUGUUUGUCGCUCCUGCGAUCAACUUUCCUCUGACUUCGUGCACCGGCGAGGCAACACCAUACGGAUUGACCCCUGAGAUGGCGGCUAAGAAGGGACUCAAGCGCGAAGUUGAGAUCGCCUCUCGAGCUAUGAGUGAGAUGCGCAAGAGGGGCAUCAAGGUCCUUCCUGGUGGAGACUUUGGUUUUGCAUGGUCCCCACACGGAACCUAUGCUAGAGACCUAGCGCACUUUGUGAAUCUAUUUGGGUUUUCCUCUAUGGAGUCAAUCAUUGCGGCCACAGCCUGGGGUGGUGAGAUAAUGGGCCAUCCUGAAGAGCUCGGAAAAGUUCUUCCGGGAUACUACGCGGAUGUGAUUUUGAUCGACGGUAAUCCGCUCGAGGACAUUGAAAUCUUCCAGGACACGAAGCGAAUACACACCAUUGUCAUCAAUGGCCAUAUCCACAAGAAUAUUUCCGGGAACGAUCAACUACCAAGAGUGAUCAAACCCACAAUGUUGCCGGUGAUGAGGGAUGAUGGAACGGUCGACUGGAAGUUGGAAGAGCGACUUGCAAAUGCAGCCUUGACAUCGCAUGCCUAA